AUGAAGUGGGAUUUAAUAGCGAAGCUGGCGCUAGUCGCACCAGCUUCAGCGGAAUAUGUCUGGCCAGCCAAAACGGACGCAAUGGACGAUCUGCUCUUCAAUCAAGCUGGCUACAACCGUAAUGGCGCUCUUUCAGACCAGGUUAAGGAUUGUGCCUUCGGCGCUUUGGAGCCUGGUAUUCAAAAGUCCGCUGAAUGGCUCCGAACUGCUUUCCAUGACGCUGUGACCUACGAUAAAGAUGCUAAGACUGGAGGUCUGGACGCCUCGAUACAAUAUGAGCUGGACCGCCAAGAAAAUUUGGGCUCUGCUUUGAACAGUACCCUGGCAGAUAUCGCCAGCUCAGUCAAUGUCCACAACUCCGCAGCCGAUUUGAUCGCCCUUUCUAUGGUCAUGGCUGUGGCUCGUUGUGGUGAUCUCCGUGUCCCACUUAGAACUGGCCGCAAGGACGCGACAGUUGCUGGUCCCAUGGGUGUUCCAGAAGCCCACACUGAUCUCGAGACUUCCAGACGGAGAUUUGAGAUGGCCACCUUCAACCAGUCCGAAAUGAUCACUUUGAUUGCAUGUGGGCACACCAUUGGAGCAGUACACUCCGUCGAUCAUCCUGAGAUUGUGUCCGGAACACCUGCGCCUGAAAACAUCGCCCAUUUCGAUACCACCAACGACUCAUUCGACAAUGCUGUCGUCACUGAGUUCCUCAACAACUCCACCACCAAUCCUCUGGUUGUCAACACCAACGACACCCUGAACUCAGACAAGCGCAUCUUCAACUCUGACGGCCAUGCCACCAUGAAGAGACUGAUGGAUCCAGCUCACUUCAAAGCUCAAUGCGAAGUUCUCCUCGAGCGUAUGAUUGAUGUGGUACCCGGAGACGUCCAACUGUCUGAGCCUCUCAGGCCAUCAGAAAUCAGACCAUACAUCGACGUCUACCAACUCGACACCAACGGCUCCAUCCAAUUCUCUGGUUCGGUCCGUGUUCGUGUUUCGGCCGAUACGGGCCGUGAUAGCGAGGCUCUCACAGUGGCCCUAUUGCCCACCUAUCACGACGGGAAAGAGGGUGCAGUUAUCUCGACAACCCCCGCCAGAUGGCAAGGCGGCAUGUCCUCCGGCUACCUCCGCGAAGUGUUUAAAUGGCAUGAAUUCAGCCAGACGCUACCUGCCAACCAAGCUCUGAAGACGUUCAACCUCCGUCUUGACAACACCACCUUUGACAAUGCCGGUACGGGUGGCUACCCCGUCAACCCAGACAUUCUCUACCAACUCCGUCAAUCUUGCAUCAAGUAUGACCUUGAGUCGCUACCCCAGAACGGAACCUUGACGAUUGUGGCCGCUGUCUCGAAAUCCCUUCUCAGCACCGGUGCUGUACCCAAGAUCCGAGUCAUCCACAGGAUUGAACAACCGCGAAACUUCAUCCCGGCCCUUAAGCCUGAAGUCAUUGAAAUGAAGCGAAGCGACAAGGAGACUAAUGAGUACGUUUAUUACACUGUUGACGCGAAUGUUCGUUCGAACAGUCUUGAGACUAGCUUUGAUUUGGAAGCGGGCGAUUCGAAGGUCGAAUUUCUUCGCACGGAUCAGCUUCAAGGUGGAAAGUUAUGUGAGCCAUUAUAG
Messenger RNA from Plenodomus lingam JN3, 1605 nucleotides. RefSeq lists its product as uncharacterized. Gene Ontology annotation, biological process: cellular response to oxidative stress; response to reactive oxygen species; hydrogen peroxide catabolic process. Gene Ontology annotation, molecular function: heme binding; peroxidase activity. Lineage: Eukaryota; Fungi; Ascomycota; Dothideomycetes; Pleosporales; Leptosphaeriaceae. The record is from RefSeq and is a predicted model, not a curated record.